GCCAUAUUGGAUGCAAGUCUGAAAGUCUGAACCGUUCUGCUUCAAUCUGAGAAUCAACAGAAUUUUAUAGAGUUGAAAGUAACCAUUCAUAGACAUCGGGACUCUUCUCUCAAAGUCCAAAAGGCUUAGAAUAAGCCGAAAACCAAGAAAAAUGACUGGUCCUGAGGAGGUGCGACAGAACAACGCCAAAAAGUUCAUUUCUGGAGUUGUUGAAGGUUUUUAUGGAAGGCCUUGGAGUGCUGAACAAAGACGCUUGCUUUUCAUAUGGAUGCAGAAAUCUGGUCUGAACACAUACAUGUAUGCCCCAAAGGAUGACUACAAACACAGAGCAUAUUGGCGAGAUUUGUAUUCUGUAGAGGAAGCAGAAAAUUUGUCGUUUUUGAUCACUGCUUCCAAAGAAAAGGGUGUCACAUUUGUCUACGCCAUAUCCCCGGGCUUAGACAUCUCUUUCUCCAGUACAAAAGAUGUUCAAGCUUUGAAAAGGAAGUUGGAGCAGGUGGCCACAUUUGGAUGCGAAGCGUUUGCUGUUCUGUUUGAUGACAUCGACCCUGAGCUGUCUGAAGCUGACAGGAGCGCAUUCCAGUCUUUUGGGUCAGCUCAAGUGUCUGUGUCAAAUGAAGUCUUUGAACAUCUGAACCAGCCAAAACUGUUUCUGUUUUGCCCAACAGAAUAUUGUGCCUCGAGAGCUGUACCAACAGUAGCUACCUCAGAGUAUCUGACCACAAUUGGAUCCAAAUUGUUACCUGGUAUUGAUAUUAUGUGGACAGGGCCAAGAGUUGUCAGCAAACGCCUAUCAAUUACUUCUCUGGAGGAAAUUGCUUCAGUUUUAAAAAGACCCUGUGUCAUCUGGGACAACAUUCAUGCUAAUGACUAUGAUCCAAGACGUAUUUUCCUGGGACCAUAUGAUGGACGAUCACCAGAAAUCAUCCCGUAUAUCAACGGUGUGAUGACAAACCCAAACACUGAGUUUGAGGCUAAUUUUGUGGCAAUCAACACUCUGGGUCAGUGGUGCAAGUCAAAUCCAGAUGGUGUGAAGAAGGACAUUAUAAAUAAUGACAGAAUGAGUCCCAUUGCAUCGGACAUCAAAUUGGAGACCGAAAGUGAUUUCAGUUCGGAUGAGGAUUUCCCCUCCCGAAUUGACUUGCGCUACCAACCAAAGCAAGCCCUGAAAGUGGCAAUGGGUGAGUGGCUGUGUGAGAUACACUGCCACCGUGAACCUCCCCGUCAGCCAUUCCCACGCAUCAUACCCACAUUUCUUCCAACAGGAGUGCCAACAGGGCCUCCAGGGGUUCCCGUUUGUCACCCGCCUGGUCCCCCAGUGAUCCUGACUCCGUCCCCCCCUCCCUCCAGUCCACCGGGUGUUCCAUCGUGUGCUCCGGGCAACCCGUCUAUUCCGCCUGGUGUCGCCCCUUUCCCUACGACAGACCCUCCCACACCCCAGGAUAUUCCGUCGGCUGCUCAGCCCUGUAUGGACCCGUCCGACCUGGAUGCUAGCAACGUUCCCCCCGGUGUCCCCUACAUGCCUCCGUCUCCUCCUGCUGGACUUCCGCUGCCAGAUGUGAUAAAAACGUGCAUAACGACCUCCUCGACCACGCAGACCAUCAGCUCUAGUGGUGUGACCCCCUUACCCUUGCUACAGAGUUCAGCUCAGCCUCCAGAGCCUAUCCCAACGUUCCUCCAGCCUCCUAGUCUCCCGGUGAGCAGUCUGUCAGAGAUGCCACCCCUGGACUCGUACUCCACAUCUACCCCUGAGUGUGGUGCUGAGCCUAUGGACGUGGCCAUGUCUUGCUCCUCGGACAUCACAGAUGGGGCACAGGGCUCCCCCAGCGUGGCCUCAAUGCCCAACGUAGACGUCAGUGUGUCAGACUCGGAUCCUUUACCCAAAUUGGAGAAGCAGAAUUCCUCGGAUAGUUUGAUGCAGGUGGAAGGCUCAGAGAUGGACAGGAGAGAGGACAAUGAUCUCAAGGCUGAGUUUGACAAUGUGUUCACGGAAGAUGAUGCUCUCCUCCUGUCUGAAUUGUUUUACAUGCCUUUUGAGCACGGCAGUCAGGGGCUUUUCCUUCUUCAGAGACUGCAUUGGUUAAGGAAUAAUGCUGCUGCCAUCAUCAAGAAAGGAAAUAAAGAAGCCAACACGUUCGAGGCCACAGAAUGGCAUCACCUUGCACAAGAGUUUUCGGACAAAGUCGAAGUGACAGUGGAGCUUCUGAGGAAGCUUGUCAAUGGUCCCAACAAAUCUUUCAUGUGUGAUAUGUACUCCUAUUUGUGGGACUUGGUCAGCAUUCUCAAGAUUUGCAGAGCUUAUGUGCAGUGGCUAGCAAAAGGACUCUCCUCUCAUCCACUGGCGCAACAGACGUACAGCUGUGUCACAUGGUUUUCUAAAGGCUAUAGGGAUGCAUUUGUCAGUGGUGAUCAAGAGCCAUGGGUUUUCAGAGGAGGUCUACAAUCUGAAUUGCAACGCCUUUUACCUAUUGAUAGUGCACACGACCUUUUUUAUAUCAAGCCACCAGACUACAUAGUGACCAAGUCAUUCAGUCUGAGACCAUACAAGCCUGAGGACGAGGAUGCCUUGUACCUUGUCUGCCUGAAAACCUGUGAUGAUGGCAUGGAUGGUACAGAUGUGUUCCCGGACUACCCUCGGCUCAUGGGAGACAAGCUGCUUGGAAAGAUGUUGACCCUCAGCCCAGACUUAGGGUUUGUCAUAGAGGAUGAUGUUGGUGUGUGUGGAUACGUUGUGAUGUCUCUCGAUGCUAAAGAGUUGGCCAAAAAGGGCCAGAUGGCAUGGAUUCCUGCCAUGUGUGAAAAAUACCCAUUGCCAGAGAAGAAAGACAGUACUUCUCCUGCAGAGGAGGUGAUCCAAAGCUUCCACUGUGACCAGCCGAUGGUGCCGGAGGAGGUGUACACACUGUACCCGUCGGUGCUGCGUCUGGACAUCCUGCCCACCCGUGUGGAGGACCCAGCCAUCCCCAGGCGUCUGCUGGCCUGUGCUCUGUCUGCCUUGAAGAGCUGUGGCUCUAAGGGGGCCCACUGCGUGCUCAGCGUGGGUGACAAAUUCAUGGUGGACUUUUACUCCAAGCUGGGCUUCUUCCCCGUGUCUGCCGUGGACAAGCCUGGGGAUGAUGUCUAUUUGGGUCGGCCGGUGUAGUAGCCCGCCACCUCCCAGUCUCUCCUGUUGUUACUGUGAUUUGUGACUGGUCAGUUCCCACCUGUAUGUUGAUGUGUCCUGGCGGCACGGCUUCACUGUGACCGCUCGCCACAUCUGUUAUUGUUGGCUGUGAAUGAGAUUUACUUUCCAUUUCAUAAUCCAUCCAAAGUACUGGUGUGAAAGUGGUCUUGCACAUUAAUGAAAAUUAAAACCCCCAUAAUGGGUGGUUGGCGGGUGCUCUGGUGUGGUUUGCUCCUUCUUUCCUAUAAAAAAUCUAUCGUCUCUAUCUCCCCUCCUUCUUUUUUAUGUUUGUUACUCUCUUGUAACACCUCUAAUCUUUGGCACUUAUCUGACCUUAUAGUGUUGCAAGUACCGUAACACUCUUACUUAAACUUUAAAAAACCCCAUAUGAUGGAUGAAUUUUUGCUAAGAAGAAUCGUUGCCAUAUUUAUCAGAGCUGGAAGUUGUGUACAGGUUGAGUUGUAGUGUUGUUAACGAGCCCUAGAGCUCGUAAUUGUUGUACUGAAGUGUAAAGAUAUUAACAAGGGCAAUCAAAUCCAUCUUCUUACAAAGUAUUGAGAUAAAACAGUCGAUUUAUACAUGAUGCUAUAUUUUCAUUAAAUUGUUGAAUCUCAUGUUUCAUAUUGCUGCUUCCAUGCUAUGUGUGAAUAUUGAAUCUCCCCAACCCCUGCUUUAUAGUAUUUGCAUCGAAUUUGUCAAUUACCGAACUACUGCAAAUGUGGUCUGUUUGCAAGUGAGCACAAGUGGUUGAACUGUUGUCUGAAUCAUGUGUGGUGCAAGAACAAAAUGGUAGCAUAACUUGAGAAGCUAAAAUUGGUUGUUAACACAUUACACCUUGAGGGUCUGGACAGGAAGUCCAUUCCUAGAUCCUAAGGAAGGGAAAGGAACCCACUUCCAGUGAAUACAAGCGUUUAAAAAGCACAUUAAAAAAAUACCCCCCAAAAAUUCCGAAAAUCCUGAAAAAAAUAAAAGAACGAGAAAUGAAGUUGGAAAUGUUCUAACUUUAGUUCAAGCGGGGUGUCUGAUCGGUCACUGUCACUCUGUCUUCCGGUUGGGCCCUAGAUAUAAUGUCUACUUCUGAUCAAUCUGAAUUGUCCCAAACUAUUGCUACGUUUUCAUCAAUAUCUGAUUCAUCUACUUUGUCACAUGCUUGUUCUUCCUCAAAUCCAUUGUAUUUCCUUUUUCAACGAGUCAAAGACACCUUCGAAGUGUUGGAAACGGCCUGAAAAUUUUCUUUUUGGUAUCAAACAGAAGAAGAAACGUUUUGCAAUAACUAUGUAAAACAAAAUGUUGGCCCUAGAUUCUCGCCAAGGCGAUACUUUGUUCUCAGACCCCUGAUCGGAGCGGGUGAUUCCGGGUGUAAUGUGUUAACAUGCUUUUGUUUUGUUUGCCAUGCUAAGACACGUGCAUAUGAUGGGUAAGAGGUGCUUUAUGUUCUCCCCAUGUUUCACCUAUGAAUUCAUGUAUAGGCCAUUGCUGUUGGCGGGAUCACAAGCUCAUGUCCAAAGAACUUGUCCUCUGUGGACGUGGUAGGUGCUCAGGUUAGAGUGAUAAAAGUGUUCAGGUGUUCCUUGAUAGCUUCUCAUGACCCUCUCUGCCUCCACUGGUGCAUGUGUGACAUGAUGCCCUCUGCCUUGUGCUAGACCACAACUCAACUACGCCUCCUGACCCCCUCCCCCAGUUUGCCUAUUAAGUUGUCUUUCUCAGAACUGCAAGGUUCUCCUGUCUAACAAUGAUAUAUUAUCAUCAGCAAUACAACAACAGAAAAGCAACCCUUGAGGGAUGACGGGGCAUACCCUGCUUGUUUCUUGUCCAUACAAGUGGGUCAGUGUGUGCAUAGUAUGUAGUGUUGAUCAAAUAAAAGUCCACAUUGCUGCCAAGAUCA
Aplysia californica (California sea hare) is the source of this 5048-nucleotide messenger RNA. Its product is annotated as protein O-GlcNAcase. The transcript is spliced from 15 exons. Gene Ontology annotation, biological process: glycoprotein metabolic process. Bases 152 to 3142 code for a protein of 996 amino acids. The record is from RefSeq and is a predicted model, not a curated record. Lineage: Eukaryota; Metazoa; Mollusca; Gastropoda; Aplysiida; Aplysiidae. Gene Ontology annotation, molecular function: beta-N-acetylglucosaminidase activity.